This is a messenger RNA of Prunus armeniaca (apricot), 1098 nucleotides long. Lineage: Eukaryota; Viridiplantae; Streptophyta; Magnoliopsida; Rosales; Rosaceae. The record is from the annotation of a GenBank genome assembly.
AUGGCAGAAUUCACCCGUGAGAGCACUGAAGAACAGGAAGAGAGUUUGCAGGAGGAAGUACUAGAUUUUGCACCAACAGCACUAGAUGAUUCUCUACCAGAAGUAGAAGAUCCACUGCAAGAAAUAAACUUAGGGAUGGAAGAGGAUCCAAGACCCACUUUCAUUAAUGCAUUAUUGGAAGAACCACUCAAGAGUGAGAUCAUUGCACUUUUGCAUGAUUUUAGAGACUGUUUUGCUUGGCAUUACCAUGAAAUGCCUGGAUUAGACAGAAAGCUAGUGGAACACAAGCUGCCAAUUAAAGAAGGUUACCUUCCAGUCAAACAUGCCAGAAGAAGGAUGUCUGUGGAUACAGAACUGAAGGUCAAGGAAGAAAUAGAAAGAUUGCUCAAAGCAGGAUUCAUCAGACCAGCCAUUUAUGCUGAUUGGCUAGCCAAUAUUGUACCAGUUUUGAAAAGAAAAACAGGGAUGGAGUUGCUCAUAACCAGAUGCUAUCUUUCAUGGAUGGCAAUGCAGGGAGCUACUUACCAAAGAGCAAUGAAUUCUGUUUUCCAUGAUAUGAUAGGACAUUCUCUGGAAGAUAACAAGGAAGGAAAGGAGCAGACAGUCUAUUAUCUGAGCGGAACUCUGACAAAAGUAGAAAGGAAAUAUUCUGAAAUUGAAAGGCUUUGUCUAGCCUUGUACUUCACUACUGUGAAACUCAAACACUACAUCUUACCAUACACCAUCUACAUCAUUGCCAAGACAGAUUUAAUCAAAUACAUGCUAACAAGGUCAAUGUUGAGAGGCAGAAUUGGAAAAUGGACUCUGGCUUUAAUAGAAUUUGCUUUCAGAUAUGUUCCUCAGAAAGCUGUCAACGGACAAGCUGUGGCAGAUUUCCUAGCAGAUCAUCUAGGAGAAGAGAUUGAAAACAUGGACUCUUUGGACAUAGCAAAUGUAGACCUGCUAACUAGAGCUCAUACUUGUCUUAACAAUCCUAUCUAUUCAGUUCAUCUCACACCUUGGAAGCUGUAUUUUGAUGGAUCAAAAACUGAUAUAGCUUCUGGGGCAGGGAUUGUUUUGGAGGAACCAUUGGGAAUCAGACAUUGCUAUUCAUUCUAG